Molecule: messenger RNA, 729 nt
Organism: Talaromyces proteolyticus
Lineage: Eukaryota; Fungi; Ascomycota; Eurotiomycetes; Eurotiales; Trichocomaceae
Exons: 4
Biological process (GO): protein phosphorylation
Cellular component (GO): cytoplasm
Molecular function (GO): protein serine/threonine kinase activity; ATP binding
Source: RefSeq, a predicted model, not a curated record
CUCAAGGCCCGAGACCGGUCGCCGUGGGACACGUACGAAAAGGAAUUUACCUGCGAUCUUGCCGGAGAGGCGGCGAUUGUGUUUCAUCGUUCAGAGCCUUCUGGGACCUUGGCAUUAAGGCAGUAUCCUGGGGAUAUAGGAACCAAAAUGUUGCAUUUUUUCAGUCAGCUCCAGCACGAGAACAUCCUGUCUGCAGAGGAGUGCUUCAAUACAGAGGGUUCGGUCUACGCCUUGUGUGAAGAUCUUCCCAUCACGUUGGAGGACGUCGUUGCUUGCGAUGCCUUCUUGAACGAAGCUCGACUAGCUGCAAUACUCAAACAAGUGCUCGAUGGUGUAUCAUACCUAAUGACAGAGGGUUUUGAACACGGAUCCCUCAAGUGCUCCAAUAUACUCAUGGGUCUUGACGGCACAGUGAAAAUAGGAUGCCUCGAGGCCAUACACAGGCGCAAUGACAGCCAGGUCCAGACUUUGGAAGCUUUGAGAGCCAUGACCGUGGAGCUGAUGGAGAAGCGGCCUGUCCAUGACAGCGUCACGGGUGUGAAUGACCUGACACGAUGGCCUUUGGGGUCGGAUGCUGUAGAAUUCCUGGCCGCCACGACUUCCGCGGACUCCAUCGAUCACCUGAGGGAGAAACCACUCAUUGUCAAACACCGUGAUUCCAAAGGCACAUUAAUGGGCUUGGCUCGAUUGGCCAUUGCUACUACAACAACUUAUUACUCAUAUCCGUAG